UAUGCUCCGAAACUUGUGACAAGAUUCAAUUGGUUUGCAGUCAUUGAACGAAUAUUAAAGCAGUUGUUUUAGUGGCUCAAUUGCUCAAACGUCAUUGCCUUUGAUUCUCUUCAAAUCCUCAAUCAUUAAGAGAUCGAGAGAUUAAUAAUUAUGCAGUAUUUGGAGCAUAAACAAUUGUCCGUUAUCUCAUUUAUUAACCGCUAUAAUAAUGAUGUUUAGAUGAUGUAACAAAUUAAGUGGAUACAGCACUAGUCCUGGGUGAGAUUUACUAGUAUUUAGAAACUUUAGUGUACAAUGCAAUUAAAUUACAUAUAAUUUUAGACCUUUGGUGUUAGAAUCUUUUGUUGCAACCGGAGAAAAGUGACACAGACAGAUCGAGAGAACACAAUUGGUCCCCCACUUGCAUCGUUGCAUGGAUGUGUGAUCUGUGACGUAUAGCUCCACUAAUUGAAAAACCUAUAUUCUCUGAUGUGUGCCACCCCCAACAUAAUUCCAGAUAAUGAAGCUAGCACUUCAAGUUCAGGAAUGAUGGACACGUGGAAAACGAUCCGCAAAACUUGACCACGAGAAGGAGCACAAGGCCCGCAGGGAGAACGUGUAUUUAAGGGGUUAUGCUCAUUGAGGAAGGGCAUGUUGUUGGUAUGAUUCUCUGUCUUCUGCAUCCAUCUUCUUCCUGAUCACAUCUUCAUUCUCUGACCCCUUAUGUUAAUUUUGAUUUUUCAUCUUCUCCUUGAACUAGGUUGACUCGAGUGAGCUGUCAUUUACGUUGCUUCAAAAUUCCUGUUUCCAUACUUUUAUUUCUGUCUCAAUAUCAUAAAACAAUCCCAACAAACAAUUGCUACAUUGUACUAUUUCUUAGUUCAUAUAAUACAUAUUAUAUUGUUUCUUUGUUACAUUGGUGUUUUCAUUGUCAUCAAUGGCGGACAACAACAACGAUUGUACAAGGCUUCAACAUAUGCAAACUCAGAUCAAUACCUUGAAUUCGUGGAUGGAAGAGCAGCACAAGCGCGACAUAGAAAAUCAUGAUCGUUUUGAGAAGCUGCAGAAAUCUAUGGAUAUGUUACUUCAGCACCCAUUUUUGUCCAUUGGUGGUUCGAACUCAGGCAGUUCUUCUUCGGGUGGUAUUCUGAUAACUCCAAUUUCUUCAUCUGCGCCUGUCAAAGACAUUUCUCUGGGAUUUCCCCAUUUUGAUGGCCAUACACCUGUUCUGGAAUGGAUUUUCAAAGCUAAAAAUUUCUUCAAUUAUCAUCAUACUCUUGACUCUGAUAGAGUGAAGAUUAUUGCGAUUCAUUUUGAGAAGGAUGUCAUACCGUGGUUUCAAAUGCUUCAGCACAUGGAGUCGGUGAAUUCCUGGUCCGAUCUAACUCAUGCUUUGGAGUCUCAGUUUGGACCGUCUCCUUUUGAUUGUCCUAUGGGUGAAUUGUUCAAACUUCAACAAACUGAAUUGCUGCUCAGCCAUUGCUAUCCGAACUAAGCUUUUUUAAAAUCUCCGAUGGUCCAUGACAGUUACACAGGAGUGUUCUUAAUACUUG
Messenger RNA from Glycine soja, 1532 nucleotides. RefSeq lists its product as uncharacterized. The record is from RefSeq and is a predicted model, not a curated record. The transcript is spliced from 3 exons. Bases 917 to 1474 code for a protein of 185 amino acids. NCBI's taxonomy places the organism in Eukaryota, Viridiplantae, Streptophyta, Magnoliopsida, Fabales, Fabaceae.